CUGAGGGGCGGGGCCGUGUAGCGGUACAGUGGGGCAGAGGAAUGGGAUUCCCCCCUCCUCGGUGUCCUGCUGACGUUGCUCCGUGUGUCGGGUGGAGGAUAGAUGGUGGCAAGGAUGUGCCGAGCUCUGCUCUUUCUCUGCCUUACCUUCCAAGCGCUGCACUACGCUGAGCCGUACAAGAAGAGGGGUCCCGCUGUCACUCACAAGGUUUUCUUCGAUAUAAGGAUUGGUGAUAGAGAUGCCGGGCGUGUUACCAUUGGAUUGUUUGGAAAAGUUGUUCCAAAAACGGUGAAGAAUUUUGUUGCGCUGGCAACCGGAGAAAACGGUUAUGGCUAUAAAGGCAGCAAGUUUCACCGCGUUAUCAAAGAUUUCAUGAUCCAAGGAGGGGAUUUCUCAGCUGGAGAUGGGACAGGAGGUUGGAGUAUCUAUGGGACUACUUUUCAAGAUGAGAACUUUAAGCUGAAUCACUAUGGAAUUGGCUGGGUGAGCAUGGCUAAUGCAGGACCAGAUACCAAUGGAUCACAGUUCUUUAUCUCUACAACAAGACCUUUAUGGCUCAAUGGGAAACAUGUUGUGUUUGGAAAAGUACUGAAUGGCAUGGCUGUGGUGCACUCUGUAGAGCUCCAACCUACAGAUGACAAGGACCAUCCCUUACAGGAGUGUGUUAUAGUGAACAGUGGCCAGAUCAACGUCAAAGAACCAUUUGUGGUUGAAGUGGAUGACUGGCAAGACUAGAAUUUUUUUUUUUUUUUUAUACCUUACAAUUUUUUUUAAUAAAUGUAAAUAUGUUUAUUUGAC
Messenger RNA from Rana temporaria (common frog), 798 nucleotides. It is a transcript of the gene PPIC, whose product is annotated as peptidylprolyl isomerase C. Gene Ontology annotation, cellular component: intracellular membrane-bounded organelle. The coding region runs from base 103 to 735 and encodes 210 amino acids. Gene Ontology annotation, molecular function: peptidyl-prolyl cis-trans isomerase activity. NCBI's taxonomy places the organism in Eukaryota, Metazoa, Chordata, Amphibia, Anura, Ranidae. Gene Ontology annotation, biological process: protein folding; protein peptidyl-prolyl isomerization. The transcript is spliced from 5 exons. The record is from RefSeq and is a predicted model, not a curated record.